Schistosoma intercalatum is the source of this 3915-nucleotide messenger RNA. NCBI's taxonomy places the organism in Eukaryota, Metazoa, Platyhelminthes, Trematoda, Strigeidida, Schistosomatidae. The record is from the annotation of a GenBank genome assembly.
AUUAUCAUUCAUGUAGCGCACUGUUCAAAUCAUCUUGUAUUGUUUCCCGUGCGGUAAUAACUGUUACCUCUUGGCUCCACUGUUAGGUGUAAGUAAAUUAUGAGCUCCUACUUAGGGGCAAGCUCUCUUUUGUCUCAUGUUGAUAUGGCAGCUUUCAGAGCCCCAUAUCAAUGAGAUAUUUCCAGUUAAUUGUUUCAACAAAUUACCGGUAAACUUCUUGGCCAUCUUAAAGAUUUUCUGGUUUUGGGAGUUAUAUUCCCAUAAUAAUUUAGCUGAACUCGACGAAGUUUACAAACUGGGCCAACUAUUGUCACGAAUACUCGCUGUUAACUGCUUCUGUCUCUCCAACUGCAUAUAGAAAUGGAGACUUUUGCAUCAUACAUUUCAGAAAAGCUGGGUACGGAUGUUGUGGCUGUUCGUCUACUUUUAUCCAUGUUCAUGGGUUAUCCUAUCGCUUUUAUAUACAAUAUGAAGGCAAGCUCGUGGAAAAUUUCCUAUCGACAUCUUUAUUUGUUUACAUGUGGUGUCCUUUUGUUCCUGUGGAAUUUUGGUUUUGAUAUUGUGCAUAUGUUUGUUGGGAUUUUCGCGACACUGUUUGUUAAUUAUUUGUUUAUGCACUCGAGAACUGCCGUCAUAUUUGCUUUCGUGUUUAAUAUGGGAUAUUUAAUUAUCGGCUCUCAUAUAUGUAACCGAGGUACCUAUGAUAUAAAUUGGACAACACCAUAUUGUGUUCUUUGCUUGCGAAUGAUUGGACUAUCAUGGGAUUUAUAUGAUGCAUCUAAAACAGAAAGUCAACGUUCGGUUUCUCAAAGAAAAUCAGCUUUAUCUAAAUUUCCUGGAGUAUUGGAGACAUUAGCUUUUUCUUUUACUCCAACAGCUUUUCUUACUGGACCCCAGUUUCCCAUGCGACAUUUCCAAGCAUUCAUUGAUGGAUCGUUAAGGCCAGUAGUCCACUUAAGAAAGAGCACAUUUAAACACCGUUUCAUCUAUAAUGCCAAGUUCUAUCGGACAUUGAAUCGCUUGGUAUUGGGAUAUUUUGGCGUAAUUGUUUUAUCGAAAUGGUUCGCAAUGUACCCUGCCGAUAAAAUGUUAACUGAUGAGUUUCAAUAUGAAUGGAGUUUCUUUUCACGUCUGCUUUACAUGAUGAUAUUUGGACAGUUAACGUUAUUACGUUAUGUAUCAAUCUGGCUAAUAGCUGAAGGUUCUUGUGUUUUAAUUGGGCUUGGAUGUACUGGUUUUGUUCAUAUUAGAUCUAAAGGAUCUAUUCAACUUCCCGAUUUUAUAACAAAUAAGGAUUCUGACACGGUUACACGUGACGGUCCUGUUUUAAAACGUCGGGAUUCUGCUGUGGAUUGGUCUCUUGUAGAAAACUAUAUCAAAUCCCAUGCAGAACUUUAUGAUCCUGCACAAGUGAUAGUACGUGAAGCUCCUCAUACAGCCUGUGCAAAUAUCUCUUUAAAACGAUAUAUUUUCGCAACAAAUACUGAUGAUCUUGUCGCUGGUUUCAACAUCAAUACCAACAGAUGGCUUUUAGAUUAUGUUUAUAAACGCUUACGUUUCUUGGGCAAUAAAAAUUUAUCUCAAAUAAUAUCAUUAUUAUUUUUGGCACUUUGGCAUGGUACAUACAGUGGCUAUUAUGUCAAUUUUGGAAUAGAAUUAUUAGUAGUGACAGUUGAAAAAGAUUUUUUAUCUAUACUGAAAAAUUCAAAAUACAAUCAUUUCUUUUAUAAAACGUUUACUGGACGUGUAAUCAGCAGUGUAUGUGGCAAACUUCAUAUUUAUUUUAUUUUGUCUAGUCCGAUGGUGGCGUUUUAUUUGUUAAAAUUUCAUCUAUGGUUCCCUGCAUUGAAAUCAAUUUAUUUCAUUGGUUUAUGGUAUGUAUUUUGGCCAUUAAUAAGACCAACUGUCAAAUAUCUGCUACCACCAUUACCGAAAUCUCAAUCAGAAAAGUCAUCUCAACUUUCAACAACAAUGAAUGGUGACGUCACUUCCGUCAUUGAUCAGUUAUCAUCAAGAAAACAACAGUGAUACGGUAGCAUAAUAUAAUUGUAUUUAUUUCCUUACCGUGUUCAUUCAAAUAUGUUAAAUAUAUACAUAUAUAUGUACGUAUCUAUGUGAACACGAAGAUCGAAAAAACAUGAAACUGUGACUUUAUUAUUGUUGACCUGUUGUGCCUUUCUUCUAUCAUGAGUAAAUUAAGAUGACAAAGAAAUAAUAAUGACUCGUUCAUAUUGUACGAUACUAUAUGAAUUUAUAUGUGUUAGUGUACUUUUCAUCCUAUUAUUUCUCUUCAAUUUACUCACUAAAAGGAUAGAUUAAGCACAUUUAUCUUUAAAUUGUUCAGCAAAGAUUUUUUAAAUAAUUAACAACAAUCCAUAUCAACUUUAACAUUUCAAUUUUUAUUUUUUUAAUAUCCUACUAGAUUUUUUUUCAUGUGGUUUUCAUUAAGACUAAGUGUCUAUAUUAUUAUAACUAUUGCUGUUAUUAUCAUUGUUAUCUGUUAAAUUUCUUUUUCCUUGAAAUGGAUAUGAUUUACUUUGAAACAACUUGUAACACAAGGGAAUAGCUUGAAUAAUCAAUCUAUACUGUAGCAGUACUUUUAAGUAUUUUUGUUUCUAUUAUUAUUAUUAUCUUUCUCUAUGCUAUAUAUUGUAGUUUUUAUUUAAGCCUACACUAUGUACUUCUACUUAUGUAUGUAUUUUAUCUUGUUAUUGGGAAUCAUCAAAUUGUUAAUUAGUGUUUUCCUCAAUUCCUUGUCAUUUUAUUUCUUCCACUUUGUGUCUCUUUCUGUUAUUUCAUUUUUAUCAUUAGCAGAUCUACCUCUAAAUCUACACUUAUUCAUUUUUUCUAUUACAAUGUGAUAUUUUUUAAGAAAACAGUAUCGCUGGCUACCAGUACUAAUCAUAUAAAACAACUUCACGAGUGUAUAGCAAAUUUUUAAUCGAGCGAUGCCUUAUAUAUAUAUCAAUCGGUUCUGUAUUCCUCCAUGUCUACAUAAUUUUUCCCCUAAAGUAUCAUUUAUUCAUAACUGUUAGUUUUAGCUAAUACCACAGAUAUAUCAGCGAGAAACGUAGGUUAUUUUCCAUAUUUUCAAACUUUCGACACAUUUUGUUUGGUUGAAUUAUUGUAGGAUAAUAUUCUUUCAGCUUUAGUUUUAUACUAUCUUUCUUCUCUGGCCUGUUAUAUUUUGCUUAUUUGGAGGAUUUAAUAUCAUCUAAGUUGUGAAAUUAUCCGAUCAUUUAUAAAUUCAUGUAUGGUAUUUUAUAAAUAUAACGGAAAUCAUCAUUAUACAUUUUUCCUUGCUAAAAUAUUUUUCAGAUAAGAUUCCUCAUUUUUGUUCGAACUUUUAACGACUAAUCCAAUUAAUUGAAAGUUUCUGGGCUAUUUGCAUGUGCAGUCCUUAUAAAAAUUUUGUUACACUUAGUCCAAUACAUGAAUCUUUACUUACGCCGUGGAAUGUAUUACGUCAUAUGGGUAGUCAGAAUCGAGAUAGCUUCUUUCGUUUUGUGCACACAACUCUGUGUAGGUUAUGGCCGGCUUUGUUAGACUACGAAACAGAAAUUUCCCGCUUCGUCAAAUAUACUUGACGGUUUAUGCGUUAUGCGGUCACUGUGAUUUUCCACACUUGAUCUGGGAUCAGCGUAUUGCGAAGUGAAAAUACGAGUUUAGAAGAAAACUGAACCAUUCUCUGUAGUAUUAUGGUUAACUACCAGAACUAAAUUUAGCCUUAAAUCUUUCUCGAUUAUUUACUGACGGUCUGCUUCGAAACAACGGCGACUAUUAACAAGCUUUCUAUCAAUUCAGCAUGUAAUACGCGUGUCUUGUGUAACGCAGUCUGACAUGAUGAAUAAAAAUAACAGUCACAAUAAAAUUCAGAGGAUAAUCUCGUUUUAUAAAAAAAACUAAUAAUAUGAC